This is a messenger RNA of Prorocentrum cordatum, 2605 nucleotides long. Lineage: Eukaryota; Dinophyceae; Prorocentrales; Prorocentraceae. The record is from the annotation of a GenBank genome assembly.
CCAUUUGGGCUCAGGCUCGCCGUCGUGCGCGCGAGCGCGCGCGAGAGUUGGUCACAGCGCCGACGAAGGGAAGCGCGCCGUGCCCAUGGCGUUCCCCGAGCGAUCUCGGCGGCUCACCUUGCUGGCCGCGGCGCUGCUCCUCUGCCCGCCCGUGCGCGCGCGCGCCGCGCAGGGAGGGCGCGGGGGCGCCCUGGUGCGCAGGGAGGUGCUCGCCGUGGACUCGCGGGGCCAGCUGUCCGGUGGCGCCGCACAGGGCGGGACGGCCGCGGGCUUGGAGGAGAGGCAGGCCGAACCGGACAGGCGGGCGGACUACCUCGAGCGCUUCGUCGAGAUCGGGGGCGAGGCAGAAGAGUGGGCCGAGCUCCAGGCCACAGCGGGGGCCCUCGGCGGGAGCAUGCAGAGGGCCGGCGGCGAGGAGGGUGCCGGCGACGAGGAGGGGCCCGCCCCCGAGGCCAAGGCCGGGGUGCCGUCGUGGAUGACGAAUGAGUGCCGCGCCCUCCUGAAGAAGAUGGAAGAGCUUGAAAACUGUCCGCGCGACAAACCAUGUGGGAUUCGCCUCUCGCCAGGAUCCGCCGAGAAACUGGAGAAGUGCAUGGAGAAGUUGGAAGAGCAAUCUGCUGAAGCGGAUCGACGGAAAGAUGAUGCGAUCGCGCGUGCGACAAUUGCAAACAACAGUGAAAUUGUGGCGCGGCAUGAACUUGACGAUGUGAAGCUUAGGGAACGUUUUGCAAAAGAAAAGGAGAAGCGCGCCCAAAAGAAGGAAAAAGAAGCUCUCAAGAAAAGCCAGAAAGCGAUCAAGGACACUAAGAAGGCGGAAGAAGACUUGGAGAAGGCCCAAGCAUUGGAAAAUAAGGCCUUCGUGGAGAAAUCCUGCACGGUGACUCUGAGCAAGCAAGUCAAGAUGGAUAUAUAUGUGAGCGACUGGAAGAUUAGCGUGCCAGAGGGAGCUACGAUACAAUCUCUGAAGACCGGCACGUCAGCUCAUCGCUGCCCUAACAGCAUAGCUUGUUCUCAUAGCGUUGUCGAGCUGAACGUGGACCCCCGCAGCAAGGCUGCGGACAACUGCGAAACACUGCGUGCAGAGGCACAGUGCCAGGAGGGGUACGAUUCGACAACACCUGGAUGCGCUUCUUGCACAAAAGGCUUUGGACGCAGUAACGCUGAUCCCUUCAUCUGUGAGCGGUGUGGCCACCAGAUUCUUCAGUGGCUCGUGUGGCUUGGGGUGCCGAUCAUGCUCUACGCGGCCUCCGUCCGCAGUGCGUUUGACGCCGCGCGCAGGGGGGCAUCUGCAGCUUUCGCGAACGAUGCUCUGAAGAUCUUGCUAGCGUUCACCUCCGCCUCUGCUCUCGUCGCGUCGACCAUAGACGCAACGCCUGUGUUCCGCAGGAUGCCCGAUGGUGUCAGAGGAGUUCUCAGCAUGGGCAUUCACGCUUCGGGAGGUGACGCCACGGCUUUUGCGUCCAGCCUCGACUGCUUAGUCAACGGCGGCGAGCAACAGAUCGGGCCCCUGAGCGUUGUCGGGCUUGCGUUUGCUCAGGCAGCCACUGCGAUGCUCCUGGCGAUGACGGCGCAGUUAAUCCAGUGGUUCCGGGCCGAGUACACGCCAGGCAGCCUCAUGGUGUGCUACCUCGUGGCGACCAACCAGUUCGUGCCACUCAUCACCGCAGCGUGCGCCCGCUCGCUCCCGUGCUACCACACACAGCUGCACCCGGACGAUCCCGUUGCGCCGGCUGAGAGCUGGCUUUCACACGAGUCACUGGCAAGUUGCAGCGGUAGGGCGAGGUAUUCGAUGAUCACGGUGCCUCUGGCUUCUGGUGCCAUUGUGGCAGGGCCGCUACUUUGGAUCUUCCUGAUUCGCAAUGCGGUGUACGACCACGCAAUGAAGUUCAUCACAGGGUCCUACACUGAGGGGCGGCAGUAUUGGGAGGCUUUCCGUCUCACCAAGACUACUGUGCUCGCUGUCACCGCGACUCUGGCUCCAACCACAUACAGCCCAUCUUCCAAAUUAGCCAUGGCACUCUUCACGAUGACCGUGUUCCUUGGUGCACACAUGCGACUCCGACCGUACAAGUACCAGGAGCUCAACGACGCAGAAGGACUCUCUCUCCUCUACACCUGCUGCAGCCUGAUAUGCGCAUCCGUCCUCGCGACCGACGCUUGGAGCUCACGCAGGAGAUGCAGGCGGUGGUCCUCUUCCUGUCCGCCGGCUUCCUCCUCGCAGCCUUCGUGUACCUGGUGAGGUUCUACUCGUGGGCGAAGUACCACGAGCUAUUCUCUGAGGAGGAGGAGGAGGAGGAGGAGGAGGAGGAGGAGGGAAAGGACCACGCGGAGGACGCCGAGGGAGAGGCGGCGGACGCCGCGAAGAGAGGAGAGCCGCUGGCGGAGGACCCGGAGGGGGAAAGCACGCCCGCGGCGGGCGGCGCGGAGGAGGGUUGGCGGGCGGCGUCCGAGAGCGAGGACGGGAGCCGGGGCGACGAGCCCCAGGAGCCGCCGCCGCAGGCCGAGGUCCCCAAGAGGAGGUCGUAAUCUGAGAGACCGACUGCCAGAUAGACAGGUCUUUUAAGUUUUUUUGCGCGUUCUGUCCCCCUCCUCCUCCUCCUCCUCC